Hydra vulgaris (swiftwater hydra) is the source of this 693-nucleotide messenger RNA. RefSeq lists its product as uncharacterized. The record is from RefSeq and is a predicted model, not a curated record. Lineage: Eukaryota; Metazoa; Cnidaria; Hydrozoa; Anthoathecata; Hydridae. Gene Ontology annotation, molecular function: nucleic acid binding.
AUGACCCAAAAAAAAGUACAAGCGUUAAAAUCAAUGUUUGAUCAUAAUGAUGGCGUUUCUUAUAGGAAAGCAGGUAGAAAAUUUAGAAUAUCAGCUUGUUAUGCCCAUAAAAUUAUUCAGACAAAAUCAAAGAUCAAGAAAAGAAAGAAGAAAAAGAUUCCACAUCGAGCUAAUGAUCAAAAACUGAUUGCUAAAACAAAGUGUGGUAGAUUAUAUCGAGCUUUUAGCAAAUUUGAUUGGAUCAUUGAUGAUGAAUCUUAUUUUACUCUUUCUCAUUCAUCAAUCAACGGAAACGAUAAUUUCUACACAAGUGACAUAAACCUUUGCCCAUCUAGUGUCAAAUAUUAUACAAAGCGAAAGUAUGAACCCAAGCUCCUGGUCUGGGUAGCUUUUUCUGUAAAAGGAAUGUCAAAAAUUCUAAUCCGUCAAAGUGGUCUUGCAAUCAAUCAAAAAAUCUACUUAGAAGAUUGUAUUAAGAAACAUCUUAUUCCUUUUAUUAAAGAGCAUCAUCAAGACAGUCAAUUCGUAUUUUGGCCAGAUCUGGCGACGUCUCAUUAUGCUAAAUCUGUUCAAGCUUAUUUAAAUGGACAAAACGUCAGAUUUGUACCAAAAGAAGAUAACCCUGCAAAUGUACCAGAAGCAAGACCUAUUGAGGAUUUUUGGUCAAUAAUAAGGUUUAGUUUACAAGGAUAA